CCUGUCCAAUUAUAAGCCCUAAAACCCUUAAAAACCCCUCGAAGCCCUAGAAAACAUCUCAAUCCCUCUCUUUCUUCUUCAAUUCUCCAAUGGCGGUCGCCUGCUUGGACGAGAGCAUGGCAGCCAAAGUGCUCCGUCAGGUGGAGUUCUAUUUCAGCGACAGCAAUCUUCCAAGAGACAAAUUCUUGAGGGAAACUGUUAAUAAGAGCGAAGAUGGAUUGGUGAGCUUGGCUUUAAUAUGUUCAUUUGCUCGGAUGAGAAACCAUCUCGGUUUGGGUGAUGUGAAGGGGGAGGGGGUGCCGGAGGAGAUGGUGUUGGCGGUGGCGGAGACAUUGAGGAAGUCUACUUUGCUCAAAGUUUCUGAAGACGGGAAGAAGGUUGGUAGGACGACUGAACUAUCAAAGCCGGAGGAGGUAAUUGAGCAAGUAGAUUCAAGAACAGUUGCAGCAUCUCCUUUGCCGUAUGAUGUUACGAUUGAAGAUAUGCAGUCCAUUUUUGGCCAACAUGGGAAGGUGAACAGUGUGAGAUUGCCACGUCGUUUUCGUGAUAAAAGAUAUUUUUGUGGCACUGCAUUGAUUGAGUUUUCAGAAGAGGAGGAUGCCAAUAAGGUUUUGAGUGCAAGCAUGGUUUUUGCUGGUGCGGAGCUAGAGAUGAAGCCCAAAAAAGAUUUUGAUGCUGAAAGAAGAAAGAAGUGGGAAGAUAUUGAAAAAGCUCAUAAUACUUCAACAAAUGGGGGCUACCCGAAGGGCUUGAUUGUUUCGUUUAAGUUGAAAAACAUUACACCUGAAGGGUCCAUAGAAGAAAAUGGUCAGAGUGCGGAGGUCAACAAUGAAGUACCAGACACUAAGGGAAAGGUAACUGAGAUUGCUGAAAUGAAAACCUCAGAAAAUGAUGUUGAUGAUGAAGGAAAAUCUGCAGAACAUGUUGAAAAGGGAAAUGGCGAAAAGGUUAAUGAAGAUCUCAUCGAAGAGACCAACAAAAAAGCUGAUAAUGCCUUACAAGGUGAGGUUAAGGGCACUAAUGGUUUAUCAGUGGAAGGUGGAGAGAAGAAUGCCAACUUAGCUGACAAUGAAAAUGUAGUUGCUCGAGAGGAUCUGAAGAAGAUCUUCCAAAAGUUUGGAAAUGUUAAGUUUGUUGAUUUUCGGAUGAGUGAGAAAUCAGGAUACAUCCGAUUUGAGGAUCCUGAUUCUGCUGUUAAAGUUCGUGCUGCAGCUGUGUUUACCGAUGAAGGCGGCUUCAUUGUCAAAAAUCAUAUUGCUACAGUAGAAGCACUAUGUGGUGAUGCAGAAAAGGAGUACUGGAGCAAGCUCCGUGGUAAUCAAGAGAAGUACAGGGAAAAUAAAGGAAAUAAUUACAGGGGAAGGGGUAGGGGCAGCAAGGUAAAUAGACAAACCGAUGGCAAGAGACAGCGCCAAGCUGAUUCAUUCAGCGGGCGACCUAAUAAAGCUCAGAAAGUUUUAAGUUGAUGAUGCGAAUGAGUAAAUCCUUUUUUGUAGUUUUGAGCUUGGCUCCAAUGCACUUCUCUGCUGUUCUGUGCAACGAGCUAAAAUUUUGAUUGUGAGCGCAUAUCAAUUCCAUUUCUCAUUUAAAUUGUGCUGCAGUUAUUAAUAAGACUAUAUUUGUAGUUCUUGAGUUACAUAAGUCGUGUCAAAUGGUAUUUUAUUGUGAACAAUGCGAUCUUUGCUCAGAAUGUCACCAUCUUUUUUUGUCAUGCA
Messenger RNA from Asparagus officinalis (garden asparagus), 1715 nucleotides. Its product is annotated as la protein 1-like. NCBI's taxonomy places the organism in Eukaryota, Viridiplantae, Streptophyta, Magnoliopsida, Asparagales, Asparagaceae. Gene Ontology annotation, biological process: RNA processing. The record is from RefSeq and is a predicted model, not a curated record. The transcript is spliced from 11 exons. The coding region runs from base 90 to 1466 and encodes 458 amino acids. Gene Ontology annotation, molecular function: mRNA binding. Gene Ontology annotation, cellular component: nucleus.